UACACCGACUCUCUGUAUCUCACAGACGCCCGCCGACGUUCUUUGAUCCCUCUCAGCUGCCCUCAACAAUCUCUCCGGUCCCUCUGGCUCCGAGCUCUCUCUCUUUCUAUACAUAUAUAUAUGUAUGUAUAUGUGCGAGUUACGUACAUUCUUGCAAUUCAGGGUUUUAGGGGAGUCUUUGAGAGAAUUAAAAGAUUUGGGGUCGUAGUUUGUGAUUUCUCUUUCCUAGGGUCUCUGACUCUUGGAGUGUAAGAACUGGGAUUCGGGUUUCAAUUUUUUGUCCCUGCUAGGGUUUGUUACAAGAGCUCGUCCAUUAAUUUUUUUUUUUUCUCUGUAAGUGAUUCCUAAAUCUGCAAUUCAUUUUUAGGGUUUUGAUUUUAUUUUUAUCUCCGAGAAUUCUAUCUCUGUUCAUCCGUAAAGUCCAGGAAUUAGAGAUUGGAAGCUCUCUGUACUAGAGUUUGACUUGCUCUGUCGAUUUUGAAAUUACAAUAAUUCGAAAUCCAUAGCGUUCUAUUCUAGGGUUUUGAUCAGUUUCUGAAGUGUUCAUUAGAAAUUAUAAUAAUUGGAACUCCAGUGCUUCUGUUCUUGGGUUUUCAUCAGUUUCUACAACUAAACUAAGAGAACCGAGAGUCAGGAACUGACUUCUCCCUCUCUUCCAGGGUUUAUUCGGAUUGAAAAUCCGCCAUGGCCUCGUACAGGCCCUUUCCUCCGCAAACUUCAUUCGCGCCCGCCCCGAUUCAGAACCCCCUUCCACCACCACAACCACAACCUCCGCCGCCGCUACAUCCACCUCACCAGCGAGCUCAGUACAAUCAGAAUUGGGGUGGAUAUGGUGGUGGUGGUGGUGCUGCUGCUGCUGAUGGGUCUAUAUCCUCGGCUCCUCCUCCACCGUCUUCUUCAUAUCCCCAAAACUACAACACCAGCCAAAUGCACCCGAAUUCGAAUUACCACCACCAACAUUACGUUCCGCCGAGGGGUCAGCAACCUCCUCCACCUCCUCCUCACCAGCAGUAUCCGUAUCCACCACCACCGCCCCCUCCGGAGUCAUCUUACCCACCACCACCACCACCACCCGCUCCUUCUAUGGCACAAAACUCGAUGAAUGUGCAGCCCCCACAAGCUCCUAUUUAUUAUCCGUCUAAUCAGUACAGUCAGUAUAGUCAUCCGCCAAUACAGCCAAUGCGACCACCGCCUCCACCACCACCUCCAUCUUCACCCCCAAGUUCAUCAAUUCCACCACCACCACCCCCAAGUUCACCACCGCCUCCUCCAUCGGCUCCUCUGCAGAACAAGGUGGGUGGAGUAGAUAGGGGGUCUCAUGAGCGUGAUAAAGGGUCUUCCAAGGAGCUAACGGCUUCUGGAAGGCAUGGGCUUUUAAACCUUGUUGUUCCUGCUAAACAGCAGCAGAAGCCCCCGGUGCCUCCUGUGCCAGUGAAGAAAUCUAAUGGGCCACCGGGGAGGGUGGAAACGGACGAAGAGAGGAGGUUGAGGAAGAAGAGGGAGUUUGAAAAGCAAAAACAGGAAGAGAAACAAAGGCAGCAGUUGAAGGAGUCCCAGAACACGGUUCUACAAAAGACUCAGAUGUUGUCCUCUGCAAAGGUUCAUGGGUCGAUUGUGGGGUCACGGAUGGGGGAUAGGAGAGCUACUCCAUUGUUGAGUGGUGAGAGGGUUGAGAAUAGAUUGAAGAAGCCAACAACAUUCUUGUGCAAGUUGAAAUUCCGCAACGAGCUCCCAGAUCCAAGUGCACAACCAAAGCUCAUGGCUAUGAAGAAUGAGAAAGAUCAAUAUACAAAAUACACGAUCACAUCUUUGGAGAAAACUUACAAGCCCAAACUUUUUGUCGAGCCAGAUCUGGGGAUACCUCUUGACCUUCUUGACCUCAGUGUAUACAAUCCUCCUAGUGCUAGACCACCUCUUGCUCCAGAAGACGAGGAAUUGUUGCAUGAUGAUGUAGCAGUGACCCCUGUAAAGAAUAAUGGCAUUAGACGAAAAGAAAGGCCUACUGAUAAAGGUGUUGCCUGGCUGGUGAAAACACAGUAUAUAUCUCCUCUUAGCAUGGAAUCAACAAAGCAGUCUUUAACUGAGAAACAAGCAAAAGACCUGAGAGAAAUGAAGGGAGGCCGUAACAUUUUGGAGAACCUUAACAAUAGGGAAAGACAAAUCAAGGAAAUAGAAUCCUCAUUUGUGGCAUGCAAGUCACACCCUGUCCAUGCAACUAACAAAGAUUUAUAUCCUUUAGAGGUUCUGCCUUUGUUGCCUGAUUUUGAUCGGUAUGACGACCAAUUUGUUGUUGCGGCAUUUGAUAGUGCUCCUACAGCUGAUGCAGAAGUCCAUGGCAAGCUGGAUCAAACUGUUCGUGAUGCCUAUGAAUCACAGGCCAUUAUGAAAAGUUAUAUGGCAACGGGCUCUGAUACGGACAAAUCAUUUUUGGCAUACAUGGUCCCUUCUCCGGAUGAGCUAUCCAAAAAUAUUUAUGAUGAACGCGAAGACAUCUCAUACUCUUGGGUUCGCGAGUAUCAUUAUGAUUUUCGUCUAGAUGAUGUGGAUGACCCCACAACAUACCUUGUUUCAUUUGAUGAAGCAGAAGCACGCUAUGUGCCUCUUCCAACAAAACUCGUUUUAAGAAAAAAGAGGGCCAAAGAAGGAAGAUCUAGCGACGAGGUCGAAUAUUUUCCUGUACCUUCCAGAGUUACUGUAAGGCGGAGAUCAGCUGUUGCUGCAGUCGAACUGAGGGAUUCAGAGGUUUAUUCAAAUUCGAAGGGGAGUUUUUCAAAUUCUAAGAGGGGAGGGUUAGACAUUGAAGAUGGCCUUGGAAGACCACAGAAGGUUGCCCGGCAUCAGGACAUUGAUCAAUCUAGUGGAGCUGAAGAUGAAAUUUCUGAUUGAUUUAUUCUAAUCCAAAUUCUGCUGCCUUGAAGUAAAAAGUUCCCAAUUUUUUGAAGCAGGUAGACCUGGUGGCGGACUGGUGUUUUACUGUGCUGAUGCCGCAAAGAUGUGAGGUAAAGUAGUAAUAUAUCUAAAUGUAUGUUCAUUCCAGCUUCCAAUUAUAUGUAUAAACAUAUUUUCAGAUUGUAGCUGGUUCUGGUUGAUAUAGCCUUUUUUUUCCUUUUAAUACCAUGGAACAAAAAAGGUGAAAAUAGGUCCUGUAAAAGGAAACCAGGCAUAAUAGAAUUUUGUUGGGUUC
Molecule: messenger RNA, 3184 nt
Organism: Juglans microcarpa x Juglans regia
Lineage: Eukaryota; Viridiplantae; Streptophyta; Magnoliopsida; Fagales; Juglandaceae
Product: protein PAF1 homolog
Exons: 12
Coding region: 685-2886 (733 amino acids)
Biological process (GO): transcription elongation by RNA polymerase II
Cellular component (GO): Cdc73/Paf1 complex
Molecular function (GO): chromatin binding; RNA polymerase II complex binding
Source: RefSeq, a predicted model, not a curated record